AAUUAAAUGGUUAUCAGGAAGAGGGGCUGCUUUCUAACAUAGCUAGCUUGUUAAAAUGAAGUGGAAUUAUAACAGGAGCACAAGUUGCAGAGUUUGCAAGAGAAGCUGGAAUUCAACCACGGAUUAAAUGCAGAGCGGUUUAUGAAGACAAUUUGGCAAACGAUUAGCCAGGACAAGAAGGAACUCCUCUGUUUUCCGUGUUAUACAGGUGGACCACGGGUUUCAAAGUUUUUAAACAUCUCUCAGACUCUAAAACUACCAUAACAACGCCUAUGAAGACAGCUGAUGCGCUUUUCUAGCGUGCAGAGGAUAAAAACUUUAAUUCACAACAUGAUGGGACAGCAACUACUCAACCAUGCUCUCUAAUGUCAGCUGAUCCAGCAGCUACUGGACUUCAUCCCUAAAGUCAUCGACAAGUUCGCCCAGAAGAUGAACUGCUGCGCCGCUUUUCUCUACAACAGAGCCCACAACUUCAGAACCACUGCGAACAACGUGACGCGUCAGCGCCAGCUCUGCACCAGCCGGGGUAAGGGAUUAUUUCAACAUCGCCUUCUCUCCCUCUCCUCGGACCACCACAGUGGAGUCGCAGCUAGGGAGCUGAGGAGCUGGAGAUUUGACUGGCAGCUGGUACACCACCAAGGGAGGGGAGAGAGGCGGCUGGGCAGAGGGGUCGAGGAGCCUGGCUGGCGCUGGCUGAAUGCUGCCUGGCGAGGACAACGGCUGAGGCGGUGGCAGCAUUGUCUUGAAAAGAAGCAUGGCAUCCACGGGUAUGCAGAUAUUUGGAUUUGUCCUAGCGCUGCUGGGCAUCAUGGGAGCCAUGGUGGCCACUCUGCUGCCCAACUGGAAGGUCAGCGCAGAUGUGGGCUCCAACAUCAUCACAGCGAUCUCCCAGAUGCAGGGUCUGUGGAUGGACUGCACAUGGUACAGCACAGGCAUGUUUAGUUGCACACUUAAGUAUUCAGUGCUGUCACUACCUGCAUACUUGCAGACUGCCCGCACCACUAUGGUGCUCUGCUGCGUACUGGCUGCCAUGGGUCUCUGCCUUGCAUCCUUGGGACUAAAGUGCACACGUUGGGGAGGAGGACGGCGCUCCAAGCGGCACGCUGCGAUUGCCAGUGGUGCCUGCUUUGUCGCUGCAGGCUUUCUGUGUCUGGUGCCUGCUUCCUGGUUUACCAACGAGGUCAUCACCAACUUCCUGGACUCCAGCGUACCCGAGAGCAAUAAGUUUGAGCCUGGGGGAGCAGUGUAUGUGGCCUUUGUUUCGGCAGGAUUCCUCUUUGUUGGGGGGUCCAUAUUCUGUAUGUCCUGCUCAGGGAAGAGGCAUGGCCCCCAGGAUCUGGUCCUGCUCCCUCCUCCUGACAAAUUGCUGCUCCAGCAGCAGCAACAGCAACAACUGCUUCAGCAGCAGGAGCUCCAGCAUCAGUACUGCUCUCUCUCCCCAUUAGACAAUAAGACGGGCUACAGCCUGCAGGACUAUGUGUAAUAAAACAGUACUGUGUAUGCUACGGCUAAAAGGAGACGAGCCUGAGGGGAAACCAUCACGGCUUAUGUUACACUCUAGGCUGUACUCCAGAUGGAGGAGGAGAACAAAAUGAAAAAGGAGGGCAACAACUUUGAAUUCAUUUUCUCUUCUCCUCUAUCUUGCUCCUCUACCUUUUUCUGUUUUGCAAGCACAAGCAGUGGAGGUAUUCCCUGAGCAGCGCCUUGGAACAAACAGUGUGAAUGUGUAAGGAACCAGGAUAAGGUGCUGCAGCAUCGAAGGGAGCCGCUAACCAAAUGCAGACAUCCUUCAUCAGUAAAUCACAGAAAGAGUUCCCCGGGGAAUGGAUUAAACAAAUAAGGAAGGCUUCCGUGUAGAUUUUUUUUUCCCUCGCCAAAGGUUGGAAUUGAAAGGAGGAAAAAAGCAAUCAUUUAGCUGCUAUUUACAAUCGUUUGGAACCCUUCCCAAUUGACAAAAUAGGCAAUAUAUCGCCUGAGUGCAGUAGGUGGAAACCUUUUCAUAGCAAGCCAUUGUAGAUUUUCGGAUACUUAUCCACUAGAAUGCUACGUGGAAUUGAUUGAAACAAAUGGUCAUAUUUUUGUUAGCUACUAGAAUGAUGUUGAUAUUUUGCCUCUAAAGCAUGCUGUGUGGAGCCUGUCUGUGUAUUAAUACAGCGGAAUGCCUGGUAGAAGACUGAGACAUAGCCACAAAAUGCCUGUGCCUGAAAAGCUGUAGUAACAUUACCCUGCUGUAACUGUUCAAAGAGGUCUGUCAGGAGGAGUGGAUGUGGGCUGCUGGGCUGGAUUUGAGACAGAAAAGGCAGAUAAACAAUCCCCUGCUUCUCUCUCUCUGCAGGUGGAAAUAAGCGAGAUACGGAGAAAAAUAAAUGGAGAGAUUUUCAAUCCA
Messenger RNA from Notolabrus celidotus (New Zealand spotty), 2386 nucleotides. Its product is annotated as claudin-20. The transcript has 3 exons. Gene Ontology annotation, molecular function: structural molecule activity. NCBI's taxonomy places the organism in Eukaryota, Metazoa, Chordata, Actinopteri, Labriformes, Labridae. Gene Ontology annotation, biological process: bicellular tight junction assembly; cell adhesion. The record is from RefSeq and is a predicted model, not a curated record. Gene Ontology annotation, cellular component: plasma membrane; bicellular tight junction. Bases 755 to 1483 code for a protein of 242 amino acids.